AUGGAAUGGAAAUCUUUGAUAAGUUUUGGUGAAACAGUUAACAAAUAUAAAAGGAAGCAGAUAACUUGUAUGGCAUGUCGCGGUGUUUACUCAUUACGUAGAUCACUUACCGGACAUAUCGGGAGUAAUGAGAAAUAUCGAGAAAUCAUCGGCCGGAAUUAUUUAGACCAAAUGGGUGGUUUUGUCGAAAAUAUGCGAAUAUGUGAUCCAGGAAAUAUAACCAAUUCAAAUGGUGUCGAUCCGGUUUGUCCAUAUUGUGAUCGCUUUAUUAGUCAUUAUAAAGGUAAUAUUAGACGUCACGUGAAUCAGUGUAUGAAAUCAACACGUAGUGGUAGCAAAUUGAGGAGAAAAGAUGUUAACUUAAAACAAUUCACUUCUGAUACUUUUCUUGGAUAUAAUGAAACGAUGACAUUUUCGGAUAAUUAUCAACCACAUGUAUUAGAAACAUCGAUGGCUGAAAAAACUACUCCAUGGAUGGAUAAUUGUAGUGGAAUUUUAGCGGAUCAACAAUCAAUAAUUAAAACAAAAUCAUCGUAUAGUAUGAAAAAAGAUCGUAGUAAUGAUGAUCCAUUCCGAUGUCCAUUAUGUGAUUUUGCAACCAUUUAUAAGGGCAAUAUGAAGCGACAUUUGAGUACUUGCCAUGGCUUACAAGAUGAUGAUCUCAGAGAUGGUUGUAUUGAUAAGUUGAAAUAUAAGGAAGCGAUUGAUUUACGCCUAGAAAAUCUAUCACGUAAUAAGCGUUCCAAAAAUUUACAGUAUCUCAAAGUUACACCAAAAUUAUCACCAAUGGACAUCGAUAAUGAUCCAAGUUCUUCCACCAUUGAUUGUAAUACGAUGAAAAAGAUAUCAGAGGUAACAACAGCAGUUGUAACACCUUCAACUUCUCGAAUUGUUUCUUCUUUCAAUAAUUGUGAACAGCUCUCCUUAUCAGUGAUAAAUUCAUCGGAUGAUAAUACCGCAAUGGGAAUUAGACCAGAAGAAUCAUUAUCAAAAAUGGUUGAAACAUCGUCAUCAAAUGAUGAUACUAGUCAACUUAUAAGGUUGAAUACAAUCGAUGAAACAAUUGAAGCUGUCAUAGCAAAUGGAAAUGAAAAUUCUUUAAACGAAAUGGGUACAAAUAAUAAUAGUAAUAAUAACACUGUUAUAUAA
Cercopithifilaria johnstoni is the source of this 1149-nucleotide messenger RNA. Lineage: Eukaryota; Metazoa; Nematoda; Chromadorea; Rhabditida; Onchocercidae. The record is from the annotation of a GenBank genome assembly.